Messenger RNA from Symbiodinium natans, 483 nucleotides. The record is from the annotation of a GenBank genome assembly. Lineage: Eukaryota; Dinophyceae; Suessiales; Symbiodiniaceae.
AUGUAUUACGGUUUGGGGUGGGUGGGGUGGGCUGGGCUGGGGCGGGGCGGGGUGGGGAACUUAUCCCUGAAGCGUUCCCGUGCUCGAGUCAGGAAUCCCGGCACCGUGCUGGAGGUUUCAGAGCGUGCUGUGGUGGACGGUGUGCUCAGACUUCGUGUGGUGCGUGACUCGCAGCGUGGAGCAGCGGGCGGGUGGGUGAGCGAGUUCAAGCGACCGGUCUUCGACCCGCGCCUUGGAGGAGCGGCGCAGCUCUUGCGGCUCAGGGGCCCACCAAGAAGCUUGGGCAAGAAGGGGCCAUGUGCCUGGGCUGCCUUUGGGGUAUUUUGCGGUGUUCGGCCUGUCUUGGUAGUCUUGGUAGGUGUGGCUUCGUGUAAGGACCUUCGUGUGCCUGUCAGGCUAUGCCUUUGCAUGCUGAGAUGGGCUGGCACUGCUGCUCACGAAAGCCUCGACGUUCCUCACGCCCUUCGUGCCAACAGCGCAUGA